AUGGCGUCUCCUCGUUGCGCUGCUCGCUCGUCGCCGCCUGCCGUGGCGGCUGCCGCGCUCUGCCUGCUCGCCCUCGCCGUGCUCGCCGGCUCCGCUGCUGCCGCUGAUCCCGUCACUGGCGUCACCCCCGACAAGGAGGUGGCGGCGAUGCAUGCGAUCCGCGACGCGUUGGGCGUGGACGCGGUGCAGACGUGGCUGCCCGGCUGGGGCGACGCGGGGGACAUCUGCGGGCCGCUGGGGUGGGCGCCCGAGGUCAUGUGCGACCAGACGCCCGAUGGCAACUACACCAUCGUCGGCAUCUCCCUAUCGGGCGCCAUGAGAGGCACGCUCAGUCCGCUCAUCGCCGACCUCGACAACCUCCACCACCUGAAGUUCUACAGCGUGGGGCUGAAGAAGGAGGGCCUGGUGGACACGCUCCUGACCCUCACGCAGCUCGACUCGCUGGAGAUCUACAACGUGGCGCUGGGCAUCACCACGGACGAGCUCGACCUCUCCAAAUUCGCCAACCUCCAAAGCCUCACGCUGCGCAAUGUGAUGCUCAGUGGCCCUGUCGCCAAGCUCAACCUGCCGUCGCUCACCAACCUGCAAUACCUGGACUUGGCGCAGAACCAGCUGACGGGCGAGCUGCCCAAGGGGCUCUCCAACAUCGCCCACAUUGACCUCUCCUCGAACCAGCUCUCAGGAGUGCUGCCCAGAGACCUCAUCUCCUCGCCCAACGUCCAGGACAUAGUGCUCUACAACAACCGGCUCGAGGGCGCCCUGCCGGACGUCUUUGCCGCUGCCGAGAAGCUUCAGCAGCUGGACCUCUCCCAGAACAAGCUGGUCGGCUCCCUCCCUCCUUCACUCGCCGAGCUGCCCAGUCUCUAUUACAUUGACCUGAGCAGCAACUCCUUCCGUGGCAAGAUGCCGCGCUUCUUUGCUGCCUGCACCGUCACCAACUCCAGCGCCUUCCUCAACCUGACGAGCAACAAGCUCACGGGCGGCAUUCCCAACAGCCUGGGCCUCUACGCCAACCGCAACACCGUGCGCCUUACUGUCGACCUGUCAAGCAACCAGCUGCAGGGCGCCGUGCCCACGAGUCUGCUGGUAGCAGACACGCUCUUCUACGACCACAACGACGGCCUCUGUGACGCACCCUACCUCCCCAUGUGCGGCCCUGACGGCAAGCCCGCUGCUGCUGAUGCCACUGAUCCCACUACUGCUGCUCUUCUCUCGCUCGUUCAGAAUCGCACUGCUGCCGACGACGAGCCCAUGCCUGAUGGGUCCACAGCUGCUGACUUCACCACCACGCCCACUCCCACCCAGCCCACCACUCCCACCACUGACACCGCCACGCCUGCUGACGCUGAUCCUGCAGCUGAGCCUGCUGUUGCGGCGAAGCCCGCUGCCACGGCUGAGCCGGCUGCCCCCGCCCCCCAGCUGACCUGCAACUGCGAGCAGCUGUCCGCGGGUGUCAUAUUCGGCAUUGCCUUCGGCGCUGCGGUGCUGGCGGCUGUGCUGGUGGCUGCGGUGGUGCUGACGUGGCUGCACUAUGGCAAUGCGCGCGCGGCGGCGCGUGUGGAGGGCGCUGGGUUCCUGUUUGCCCAUGGGGAGAAGGUGCACGGUGCUGUCAAGGAUGUGGAGAAGUAUGCCAACUAG
Messenger RNA from Closterium sp. Naga37s-1, 1638 nucleotides. The record is from the annotation of a GenBank genome assembly. NCBI's taxonomy places the organism in Eukaryota, Viridiplantae, Streptophyta, Zygnematophyceae, Desmidiales, Closteriaceae.